GCCACGAGAGCAAGUCACGGAAUUGGCGGGGUGGAAGCGGCAGCGUCAGGCGGACUCGCGUCUCCAUACAUUGCGGGGGAGGGAGAGAGAGUUUUCGGCAGAGGCGCGCGCCAUCAGCCACCAGGUGGAAAUGGAGCGGCGAUGAAGACGAAUGACGGAUUGCGGGCGGAACAUGGCAGCAGGAGCGGAUUAGCGAGGGAAGCGGUCGAACCGGACUUGUACCCCGUGGCCCGUGCAAUGGAACGGCCGGUUUAGUGGUUCAGCCGGGUUUCAUGUAUCGGUUCAGUUGUAUUCCUCUGGAGAUCUUCGAUCUCCGCAUCUCGAGAUGGUGAAAACUGUGGUCGGUGACGAAGCCCAGUUGAAGGCGGCGGAGGAUCGCCUGUUCCAAUCCGGUGUCUCCGCCGAGGUUGGGCUUGUGAUCGGGAAUCUGAGCGCCAAUUCCGACCGAGGAUUUGUAUACUAUUUGAUACCCACGCCGCCCACCGAUGGGGGAGGACCUGCGUGCUCACUUAAACGUGAAGUCUCCGGAAAUUUUGGCAAAGAUGGGAAGAAAGGAUCGAAGGGUGCGAAGCCGGCUUCCGAGGCGCCGGCUUCUCUCGUCAUCGACGCUGAUUGGGUUGCUGAGCACGCUAGGCAGGUUUCAAGAAUGCUGUUGGGUGGAAUGAGCGUUGCUGGGAUCUAUUUAUGGGCCUCUGAGGCGAGUUUUAAGGCCACUUCACCUGUUGUGCUUGCUCAGGCUGUUAAAGGGGUUGCACAAGCUGCACCUUUUCAUGACAGUGAGUUUGGCGAAAGAUUGCUUAUUCAUGUAUCCUAUAGCCCAAGAAGGUGGUCCUGCCGAAUCUGUACUGUGUCAGCAGGCAGUUUGCAUCCAUGCGACUUCAAGAUGAGCAAGCUUAUAGCCUCGCUUCAAGCUUUUAAAUGCACUUACAAUUUUGACAUAAGAUUACCUAUUUAUCAAGAUGGUACUUUAAGGGUAACUCUGAAGGACAUAAUAUACAAAGGAAUUACUAAUCUUUCGAAAGAUUUACAAUGUGCCAAAUUUUUGAUAAAUGGUCAUAUGGUGACUGAGGACCUACAACUAUUGUCAAAAAGCACGCAUGACGUUGAGUUCCUCGUUCCUUUCAACAAAACUAUGUCUAGUGGAGACUAUAACUGUGGAAUUUCAUCAUAUAAAGAAUUCAGCUCAGAGGAGAUGGCAGGCCUAGUUUCCUUCAAUGGUUCGGUUGUUGCUUUUGCAUACCUGGCUCCGAGAGAACCUUUUUUGCAAGCUAUAUCAGACUUAAAGUGUGAUAUAACUUCCACACUAAGGAGUAGAUUGGAAAUGAUUGCUGAUGAGGCAGAAGAAGGUGCUUUGUCGACUAAUGCUGGAGCAGAGAAGCCUAUCCAUCAACUUACUUUGGAUGAGCUAAGGAAACCAUGUUCCGUAACUUUUCCAAGACGAGUACUUGUUCCCUGGUUGGAUGGCCUAUUCAUAUGCGAUUAUCUACAGGCAUCAGAGACUUCUGAGGAUAUAAAAGAUCACUGCAAAGAGAUGAUGGCAAUGGAAGCCCCAAUCGAGGUCUCAACAGUGGUUGAUCUUGAAACUACACCAAGCGACAUGAUUGCCAGAUCAUUCUGGCAUGUUGCACAUGAACAUUUACCAUCUCCAUCUCCUGCUGUUGAAUGCAGAAAACAGCACCCAACCAAGGCAGUCCAAACUGCACGAUCACAAACCAGCAAUUUCUACUUUCUUUUAGCUAUUCUUGUGCUCGUGUCAGCUCUUGUGGUUGGAUGGGCUAUCGGAGUCUUUGGACCAGUGAAUACUCCUAGUUAACUGGAUCAAUAUUCGAUGGGUUAGCAUUUUUAAGAUGCAAAUGAGAUAAGUUCAUCAGAUUGAGGUCAUUAGCUUUGUCAAUGUAACUUUUUUUUAGCAGAAUGUUGUGUGAUCUAGCUUUAUGUAUCUUCUUGAACAUGAAAAGAGAGAUGUAAACAUGAGAGAUUAAACUUUGUUUCGAAAAUAUUCUUUGUUGGAGGGUGAAAAAAAAUUCAGGGCAAAUGAGGAAAAUUUCCUAUGUGAACAAUUUCUAGGGAAAGUUCUUUCUUCUCUUUUCAUUUCUAGGGAAAAUUCCUUGUCUUUUCCUGAGUUUUGAAUAAAAAUUUUGUUUUGAUUUCAA
This is a messenger RNA of Zingiber officinale, 2153 nucleotides long. RefSeq names its product protein odr-4 homolog. Gene Ontology annotation, cellular component: endomembrane system. The transcript is spliced from 11 exons. Gene Ontology annotation, biological process: intracellular protein localization. Lineage: Eukaryota; Viridiplantae; Streptophyta; Magnoliopsida; Zingiberales; Zingiberaceae. Bases 326 to 1813 code for a protein of 495 amino acids. The record is from RefSeq and is a predicted model, not a curated record.